GACAACGUCUCGAGCGAGGUGAAGUUUGCUUCCGCCCGCUGGUCUGACGUGAACGAUACAGCCAGCACUACGAUGGGAGACAGUGAUAUAGAGAACCUCAGCCCAAUCUCCGCUCCGUCUCUCGCUGGGACUGAAGAGGAGAAGUGCAUGGAGUCACAGGUGGUGAUCAAGAGCACCUUCUUGGACGUGGAGGACUGUCCGAGCUUGGCCAAGCGCUUCCGUACUCUCCGAAGAAGCAAGACGGACUCGGAGCUUACCUGGCCAUCAGAUGAUGAUGCGGCGUAUCAGCCAGGGCGUUUCAGUGAUGAAAAAGCAAGUCUGCCGCCGCCGGCGUUCCAGGUGCCCGGCGCGGAUGACCAGAGUGUCAACUGCGAGGGCCCGCGGGAGCCUUCUCCUGAGAGACAAUCUCGUGCGAAGGCUCGACGACCUGCCACGAUUUGCUUGGAGUCAGCACUGAGGUGUGAUGGCGUUGAGAAGGAUGAGCCUGAGAAAACAACAGUCAUGCUCCGGAACUUGCCCAACAACUACACAAGGGACAUGUUCCUGGCAAUGCUAGAUGACCAUGGAUUCCGCGGACGCUAUGAUUUCGCGUACCUCCCUUGUGAUUUCCACCGGCGAGCGAACUUGGGAUAUGCCUUCGUGAAUUUCGUCAACGGUGAGGCCGCGGCCGAUGCCUGGCGGCGCUUCAACGGCUUCGGAGCCUGGGCGCUUCCCAGUCAGAAGGUCUGUGCCGUCAGCUGGAGUGGCCCACAUCAAGGACUCACUCAACAUGUCGAGCGAUACCGCAACUCCCCAGUGAUGCACAAGAGCGUUCCCGAUGAGUAUCGCCCAGCGGUCUUCCACAACGGCGUGCGCCAGCGAUUUCCUUCGCCAACGCGGUCCCUGAAGAAGCCAGAUCAGUCCCAUCGCGGGCGCUAA
Molecule: messenger RNA, 918 nt
Organism: Symbiodinium pilosum
Lineage: Eukaryota; Dinophyceae; Suessiales; Symbiodiniaceae
Source: the annotation of a GenBank genome assembly